Molecule: messenger RNA, 1348 nt
Organism: Suillus subaureus
Lineage: Eukaryota; Fungi; Basidiomycota; Agaricomycetes; Boletales; Suillaceae
Exons: 2
Coding region: 217-1227 (336 amino acids)
Source: RefSeq, a predicted model, not a curated record
UUUACUCCACCCUUCAGCGCUUUUUUUUUCUCUUUUCUCUUUUGAUUGCCCUGGUGCUGCCUGGUGCUGCUCGUUUCUUCCUCCCACUAGUUUAGCCUGCCGGGAUCCUGAACAUAUUGGCUUUGGAUGCAGGGCGGUACUUGUGUUGGUCUUUGUCGAUUCAGUGCAUAACAACUUGCGCGCUAUUAAUCUCUCGACGUCGACUGUGCAGUUAAUAUGUUAAACAGAGGAAAUUCUUCGAGUCGUUCUAAUACAGGAACCGACUCUCCUUCUACUAGUCCCGUUGACACCUCCAGCACCUCCAGUACUGCUUACACCCCCAGCACUUCUUCACUCUGUUCCUCCGCCUCGUCCUCUGCAAGCACUGACACCAGCGCCGUUUCGUCGGUCAUAACAUCACUCCAAUCUCCCGCUGAAUCAACCGCAUCGUCACCUUCAGUAGCUGCGGCAGCGUCAACAUCAUCGGGAAAUACGACCAACACCUUAACAACUUCCUCUGCCUCAACUAUCAACGUCGGCGCCAUAGCAGGCGGCGUCAUCGGUGGAGUCGUCUUCCUAAUAUUGCUCAUCCUCGGCCUCAUCCUCUGUCGUCGCGCCCGAUUCAAAAAACACAUCGCACCCUCCUCCCAAUUUGCAGAAACCAUCAAACGCGGUGAGCUACCCGUCCUCCGCCUAGAUUGCGGCGUGGAAAUCGUCCCCUCACCCGCGCAAUAUCACGUUCCCCUACCACUACGACAAGACUCGUAUUACACGAGUCCUGCCAUGUCGCAUAUGAAACUCCCAGAUGGGAUAGGAGGGUCAGAUGAGCAGUCUGUGCGUCACAGCUUAGAAAAGCCGCUGCAGCCUCUUCGGCGCCCAGGUUACCAGGGUUCGAAUGAAUCUGUGACAAUGGGCAACACAGCGCGCAGGGCAUCCAGUAUCGGCAGCUCACAGGAGUUCUGGUCCCGCGACGCAGGCAAAUUCGACAUUCGGAAAGACUAUAGAUCCACAUCUCCCCUUCCUAUCGAAACCAACUACGUACCCAUGAUACAAAAUACAUAUCCCAUGCAGCCUUCUCGCGCAGUAGAUACUUUACAGAACGCGUAUGCUGAUUUGUGGAAGCUCUCCGUUGCCCCGAUAACGCGCCCACGGCCGGAUUCUGUCCAGAAUGGUGCGGAUACACAACCUUUACCCCCGUUGAGACCUGUACGACGUAGUGUGGACGUUGGGAGUGGCAGGAAGGUUUAAUUCUUUAUCAUUAUUAUUCGUGUAUGUUUACUGAACUUUUAUAUUCGAGUCGGAUGUCUGAUAUUGGUACAUGGUAUUCAUCCGCGAGGAUUUAUGUACUAGUAAUCGAUCUGUUGGACUC